Molecule: messenger RNA, 5327 nt
Organism: Selaginella moellendorffii
Lineage: Eukaryota; Viridiplantae; Streptophyta; Lycopodiopsida; Selaginellales; Selaginellaceae
Product: autophagy-related protein 2
Exons: 13
Coding region: 259-5154 (1631 amino acids)
Biological process (GO): autophagy of mitochondrion; reticulophagy; autophagosome assembly
Cellular component (GO): phagophore assembly site; extrinsic component of membrane
Molecular function (GO): phosphatidylinositol-3-phosphate binding
Source: RefSeq, a predicted model, not a curated record
GGUUUCUUGCCCCUGAUAGGGUUUUCUGGAAGGGAGCGAUCGUGCAACGAUUUCUCGCAUCGCAAGCGCUGGCCGCGUUCCAGCUCGAGAUUGAUGGUGAGGCAAAAAUCCGUGGGUGAGGAGUCUCCCGACGACGAGGAGGACGAUCGCGGCAUUGUGAUUUCUUAGCAGGCCAGCUUCCGCGCUGCGCCAUAGCGCUUCACCGGCAGAACUUUCAAUCGCCUGCUUGCUCAUCCCGGCAAGCGAGCGACAGGGGCAAUGGUGCUACAGUGGGCGACCAAGCGCUUGUGCAAAUUUCUGCUCAAGCGUCUCAAUAGGUUCUUAAACGAGGAGAUCGAUGUGGAGCAGCUGGACGUGCAGCUGGGCAGUGGCACAGGGACGCUCACGGAUCUCGUCCUCAACGUCGAUUACGUGAACGAUCAGAUAAAGAGCUUGCCAUUGAUCCUGAAGUAUGGCUCCAUUGCGAGGAUAGUCGUGAGGCUUCCGUGUGAGAUCGAGGUGAAGGGAUUGGAGCUUUUGGUGGCUCCUCGUCAAAGUGGUGAGUCGAGGCCAGGUUCCAGCACGAAUGGAGGCGGCCUGGGGUGUAGUAGUAGCCAGCUGCCUGGUAUUAGCAGCAGCGACACAGGUGUUCCGACGUACUUGGGAGUGAGUGAUGGAGUCCGGAUCAUAGGCCAGAUGAUCAAGAACCUUUUGCUCGGCCUUCGAGUGAACGUUGAUGCUGUCACGGUUGGGAUAGAAGGAAAUGCUGGCUCGGAGAGCUAUGUCACGUUCCAGGUGCCGUCUUUGAAGUAUGGCUAUGAAGCUGCGAAAGAUGGCGAGUCCUCCAACCUGGUGAAAGUUAUUGAGUUCGAGAGAGCUUCGGUGGAUGUUGGGACGGAGAAGAAAGUGCGUCUCUUGGGAACGAACGGGCUGUCUGGCUCCAUUCAAGUGACUCUUCCAUGCAAGGAAGCGGCAGCGUUGGCAUUGUCGAAGAUUGAGUUUGACAUCUCCGUGGAGCCUGUUCAGCUGGAGGCGUCAGUGGAAGACGUAAACCACCUCGUCUCUGUAGCGCAUUCUUACGUGCCUUCCGAUUUUGCUGAUCAGUCCGUCUACCAUGACACAAGCAGCUUCUACGAGUCUGCUAUCCAGGGACAGAGGUCGUCAAUGUUUGAUGGCAAAGGCUUUGAUUCUUUUCCUUCGACGAGCAAGUCUACGCUCUCUGUGAUUGCCGAUUGGAUGUGGAAGCCUGAGUUUUCCGAGCCUGAUCUCGCCGCAAGUAUGGACGAGUUUUUUGAAUGCUUUGACGCUUGGAAUCAAAGCGCGACGAGCAGCGGUAUUUGGAACUGGACUCGAUCAGCAUUUGGUGCGGCGUCAGUAUCGGACUUAGCUGGAACUUCACAAGAGAUACAAAUGGAAUGCUCGAUUACUGCUAGGUUUUCUUCCUUGUCUGCUACCUUGCUGUACGACAAAGUCCCGGAUGGACUACAAUUGGUAUUUAAAGAUGCAACCCUGCAUACUCUUCUAUCUGGAGAAGAAUCCAGAGUCGAUGCGGACGUGAUGCUCAUCGAGGCUACUCAAUUGGGGCCAUCAGUUAUGCAGAAGCAGUGCUUUGACAGUAUAUCACAGAUGGUGCUACCUGGUUUCCCUAUUAGCCUUCACGGUGGCCGUGGGAUGAAGGUUUUCAAAGUAGCAUCUUCUCCUGGAAGUCCUGCAGUACACUUGGCUCUAAAAAAGUAUCAUCGGGCUGGUUCCGGAAACGCAAGCUUCAUUGGCACUAAAGUUUCGCUCGUUCUGCAACCUGUGGUACUGUGGGCUGAUGUUGAUAAUCUGAAGAAGUUGGCCCAGACUCUUGAUCGGGUUCAAGCUUCUUCAGAGGGUAGCAACAGGCAAGAGGAAGACGUUGGAAAUCCCGUCAGAAGUAACUGCAAAUUGAACUUAUCGGUACUGUCAGUGAGAACAUUCCUGACUGCGGCUAACAGGGGAAAGGCUGGAUUUCUCUUAGACGUCGGACUCACCAGUGAGCGAGAAGCUCAAGUCUUCGUCUAUGAACAUCAGAAAGGAAGCAGGGGGGAGCUUCAAAGCGUAACUUUGGCAGUUACCGACGGCAUGCUCUACUCGAUAUCCAGCUCAACUUACGCUGAAGUUGUCAGACUACGAAGUGAUAGUCAGGGAAAAGCAUGCGUAACUAUCAAGUGGACCGAGAACAAGACUGGGCCAAGGAUUGCCAGGAAGAUCUGGGAUGGGAUUGCUGCAACCAAGAAAAAACAUGCAGGAUCCGGAAGACACAACUUCGACUAUGCGUCAGCUACUGCUUUGAGUUCAGACUCUACUUCUGCAACGGUGGAGCUUCUCACGGCAACGUCCUCUUCGAACGUACACAUCUCUCUUCCACGUCUCCGCUUCACUUUCUCGGACCAACCUGCAGUCUUCGAGCUCUUGGCAUGUCUCACAAGUUCGGAGCCGGAUGCGUCCUCCUGUACUAAACAGGUUGCACAGAUGGUACUCACACUUGAAGUUCGUGAAGUCCAAGCUGUCGUCGGUGUCUCUCGAUUUGUCGACACUUCUAGCAAAGGGGUGAGACUGGCGGACUUCUUGCAACUCAAAAGUUCAAGGCUCAAGCUUGUUGCUGGGGUGGCUCUAGGUGGAGAUCCAGGCGCUUUAUAUCUCCAUAUUAAUCUUGGUGAAGGGGAAAUCCGCGAAGGCGGCCGCAACGCCGAGCUGGUCUGCUGGAAAGCAUCCGCUAUUGGUCGUGGUGAUGGUGGAGCACAGAACGCACUCUCGCGCGGCACUGCAGGACUGAGCAUGAACUUGGUAGCUUGGCCUGGCAACGGACAAGAACCGGACGUGCUCGUAACAGGUUGCAUGCGUGGUGCUACUAUUUUCACUAAAGGUGGUAACUUUGACUGGGUACCGGCCGUGGUGAAGUUCUUGGAAGAAUGCAAAGGGGCGUUCCAAAGGAUGGAUUGCGACCAGCAAGUUGAACCUUCCCGACGGCCAUACUUUCUGUUUGAUCUUCACGACGUAGCGUUGGUCUACGAACCAGUUGGUCCGACGAGUUCAAUCUCGUGCGCUCUGGCUGCUGCUGCUUUACGGGUAUCUAGUGGUGAGGUUACCGACAGUGAUACGCAGGAGUAUUGUAUCUCUCUCAGAGAUCUGGGCCUUCACCUCGUGGACACGAAGUUGAGAAAGCCUGGCGAUAUGGGAGGUGCAUCACUACAACUGCUUGGCUUUGUUCAGGUAGCUAAGUCGUCAGUUGUUGGUGCUUUUGUUAAGCUUAGCAGCACCGACAAUCCGAGCUACGAAGUAAUAUCGGCUGAUAAUCAGCUCAACUUUGAUACAUGCUCCGAUACUAUUGCAGCGUUUGGUCGACUUGUGGCGGAUUUGCAACAACUAUUUGCUCCCGAUUUGCAACAGACCGUGGAACUACAACUCCGAACGAUGAAAGGAAAGUCGGCAGAGAAUAUGUCGUCCACGGGAGAUGAAGGAGACCAAACACUUGACCCUGCAGACAAACUCACAGACGGGUUAUUUGAGGGGCUGGUGGAAAACGCCUUUGGCUGUGCGAAAGUUCUUGAGGUGAAGCAGGUAGAGUGCUCGACGUCGAGUACAGUCCGUCAAGAAGCGUCAGUGAAGCUGGUUGCUACGAGAUCUCGUGGGGAAGCCUGUGAGCCCACUUUUAUCGAGGACUUCUUUGUGAUGGAGCAUGCGCCGCAUAUGAGCCCAACCUCUAGUCAAGAAAGCGAAACAGAAACAUCGACAUCUCAACACAGUGAUUCAGAGUCGAGAGGUAGCUGGUACCAAGAUUCUCCGGUGGAUGUUUUCGAUAAUCAUGUUCCCUUGGAGUGCGUCAGCCCGAGAAAGAAUGCCAGAAAGGAGGCGAACUAUCCGCAAGCUCUCGGCAGAGUGAUUCUCAAUGGCUUGAAAGUGCGGUGGAGACUAUAUGGAGGGUCGGACUGGCUGAAUGCAAGGCAAAGGGACCGCUGUGUGGAAGUUUCGGUCGUCGGAAUGGACGUCCAGUACGAUGCUUUUGCACCAACAGGGCUGUAUGCAUCCAGUCUUCUCGUGGAGAUUCACGACGUUCACGUUUACGACUAUAGUGUGGACGCGCGUUGGAAACUGAUCUUGGGCUAUUAUCACAAGCGGUCGCGUCCACGGGAGUCCACUUCUAAGGCUGUUGUAGUUCGUAUGGAUGCUGUGAGGCCAAAUCCCUUGGCUCCAUUGGAAGAAUACAGACUCUCUCUGGCGUUGUUGCCUAUAUGUCUACAUCUCGACCAAGCUCAUGUCGAUUUCUUUGGCAAAUUUUUUCAGUCGGAUACGAACACUGACGAUGCUUCUUCCUCUUUGCCUGGUGCAAAUGAAGAUGCAAUUUUACCAUUCUUUCAGGUGUGUGAAAUGCGACCCUUGAUAAUACGGGUCGAUUAUAUUCCGCGACGGCUGGAUUUUGGGGCCUUGAGAAGCGGGAAUUGUUUUGAGCUCUUUAAUAUGGUGUCCUGGAAGGGUGUGGAGCUCCAUCUCAAGUCUGUGCAUACGUCCGGGGUCUAUGGAUGGAGCAGUCUCAUGGGUUUGUUACUCGGUGAAUGGCUCGAGGAUAUAUUUCCCCGACAAGUCCACAAGCUACUGAGGGCCUUUGGACCAAUACGUCCUCUGUAUGCUGUAAGCUCCGGCGCUGCAAAGCUGAUAGUUUUCCCAACGGAGCAAUACAAGAAAGACAGAAGAUUUCUCCGGGGAAUGAGGAAAGGGGCUGUGGCUUUCCUUCAGAGCAUUUCUGUGGAGGCAUUGGGCCUGGGAGCAAAUUUGGCUGCUGGAGUCCAUCACAUUCUUUUGCAUACAGAGAUGGGCUUGGGCGGACGCAUACCUUCGGAUAGAAAGGAUGCGAGGCGCAAGUUCCAGCCAAGUGAUACUCGCGAGGGCUUCCAGCAGGCUUAUGAGAGCUUAGCUCAAGGUUUGGAACGAACAGCCAUUUCCUUGGUUGGGAAUCCCGUUAAAGUUUAUCAGCGAGGUGGAGGCGCGGGAGAAGCUCUUGCGAAUGCUAUCAAGGCUUCGCCAGCAGCAAUUCUUGCUCCUGCGUCCGCUACUGCGGACGCCGUACGUCAUGCAUUUCUGGGAGUUCGUAAUGGAAUGGAUCCCGAUCGAAAGCGAGAGUUCGACGAGAAACAUAGGGGGGAGUGGAGAUGAUUGUUGCUCGCUGUACACUCAUGGCAAUAGCUAGCUCAUUUCUGGAUUCGCUGCCAGAGCCAAUCUGGCCUGCUGAAAUCCCACUCAAGUCUACCGUGUAAAAAAAAUUCGAAGAACCCUGUUCAUAGCUGUGUUUUUCUUUCUUUUCCUGUAUAAACGUAAUUUGCUUUUCA